This is a messenger RNA of Esox lucius (northern pike), 3266 nucleotides long. RefSeq lists its product as uncharacterized. Bases 305 to 1705 code for a protein of 466 amino acids. The record is from RefSeq and is a predicted model, not a curated record. Lineage: Eukaryota; Metazoa; Chordata; Actinopteri; Esociformes; Esocidae. The transcript is spliced from 2 exons.
AGUCAUACACUGACAACAACAGGAAAACGCACCCUUUGGUUUGGGUUUACAUGCAGUUAGUCUAUCUGACCUUCUAACUGUUCGGACGCUCUUGCUUACUGCUCCGUGCUUUGCUCUAUCGCUUUUAUAUUCUUAUACUUUAUUUCCUUUUACCACCUAGUUUUAAACUCAGCAAAUCAGCACAGUGCUCAAACGCUUGGAUUGUGCUCAAACGCUUGGAUUACUAUUUUUUUUUUUUUUAUACAACCAGUCUCCCACAGAAAGCUUACAUUCCGGGAAAAGGAACUCUUAAGGAUAAGAGAAAAUGCCUCUUCUGGAAUCGACUUGCUGUACUAACUGCCACAAACUUUUACAAAGGAUUGCAGUUCUUGAAACAAAGUUAUUUGUGGGAUCACCAAGCCAGACGGAACACACAACAGAGCUCCAUCGUGGACACCCUCAGCACACAGCCGGUGAGUCCCAUGAAUCUAAUGCUCCUCAACAGACCAUACUGAGUGUAGAGAAACAAGCCGAUCGACUUACACAUCGAUGGCAUAAACAGGGAGCGAAACCUAAAGGCAUUCGAGACAUCAGACUGUCACGAGUAUCACACAUUGCCGCAGUAGCAUCCUCUACCCCAAAUACGGCUCUGACAAGGAUUGCAAACACUGGUCUCCUAUCACCGCCUAUACAUCUUGAGAACAGAUUUGAUGUAUUAUUGAAUGAGGAAUCCCCAAACUUGAAGAAUGUGUUUGAACAUAGACUGAAUCAGCCAGUAGCUAACUCUAAAGCUAACAGGCGCUCAAGGUUGAGCAGACAGCGGCAUUCAGCUCAGAGCACAGCUGAGCCCAGGACUCUGAUAGUGGGUGACUCCAUAAUCAAAAACAUUAGUAGCAGGGAUACAACUACAUGCUGCCUUCCACAAGCAACAACUUCUGAUGUAAACAGGGAACUUCAGAACAUUCUGAUGAAACAUAAGACUGCAAAUAGACUCGUCAUUCAUGUGGGGAAAAAUGACAUUCAUAAAGAGCAGUCAGAACUCCUAAAGAAGGACUUCAAUGAACUUUUUGAAACACUUAAAAGACUGACAGUUCAAACUUUCAUCAGUGGACCACUCCCAGCAAGAGGAACAAACAGGUUGCUUGGGCUUAAUACAUGGCUGCAAAAAACCUGCAAUAUAAAAGGAGUGAACUUCAUUGACAACUUCAAUCUUUUCUGGAGUCAGAGGCAACUGUUUAAACAAAAUGGUCACCAGCCAAACAAACUGGGGUCAAGAGUGCUUAAGGACAAUAUCUACUUCUUCCUCCGUCAUCCUUCUGCCAAUCCACACAACCAGAAUGGCACAUACACAUCUGGACACACUAUGAAUGACCACAGGACUUCACUUCAGCACCUAAAUGGACAUGCGGUGAACGGAUUAUACAAGGACAAUGAUAACACCACUCAGCCACAACAACCCUUGCUCAUGGACACAAUCUCAGCUGAGCCCUGCCCACCAAGCAUCUCCUCAUCUAUGCUUCCCAGAGAAAAUGGAGAAACUGGUGUGUGCUGGAACCAUAUUAUCCCACUCUUUUGCAAGCCCCCAGAUACCGGUCAAAAAACGGCUGGCUCCACAACCACCAAAGCCGGCGGACCCAGCUCCCCCUCCUCCUGUGAGAUAUCUUCGAUCACAACGCCAGGGCCCACACCCUCUUCCUUCUGUUCGAGGUGUACCAAAAACAACUGAUACCAGCUCUCAGUGAUAUGGGUCGGGUCCCCGCUGUGACAACAGCAACUUUAUCAAAUGUUUACAGAACAAGCGGGAACCCAAUGUGCCUGUAUCUUUCUCUAUUGCUGUUCUAUUACAUGAUAGAAAGUCUAAGGCCUUCAAAAGCCGCACAGCAAACCCAUCUAAUCUAGUGCCUAUUGCACGUCAAACUAAAAUUACUGUGGGGACAAAAAGUAAGACUGUUAAGUUAGCACUUUUAAACAUCCGCUCACUUAAAAAUAAAUCACUUCUAGUCAAUGAAUUAAUAACUAGAUACAACCUGGAUUUUAUGUUUCUAAAUGAAACUUGGCUAGAAGACAACUGCAGUGCAACAAUUCUCAAUGAAGCAUCCCCUCCUAAUUUUAAUUUUAUGAGUGUCUGCAGAUCAAUGAGGAGAGGUGGGGGAGUAGCUGCUCUUUUUAAAGAUGUCUAUCAAUGUAAGCAAAUAUCAUUUGGGAACUACCAGUCUUUUGAAUAUCUGGGUAUUGUGUUAAAAGGUGCCCCUCGCAUUUUACUUAUCACUAUUUACCGACCUCCUAAAUACUCUCCAGCCUUUGCUGAGGACUUUACAGAACUGUUAUCAUUAGUUUCCUCAGAGUUUGACUGUUUUGCUAUUGCUGGAGAUUUUAACAUUCACAUAGAUAAUGCAGAAAACAAUAUGGCAAAAGAAAUCAAAACAGUUUUAAUAACUUUUGAUCUGACUCAGCAUGUACAUGGACCCACACACUAUCAUGGACACACUCUAGAUUUACUUAUCAGCAAGGUUAUAAAUAUUUCAUCAAUUAUUAUUAAGGAUGUAGCACUGUCUGAUCAUUUCUGUAUUUUCUUUGAUAUAUUGAUCUCUCCUGCCAUCGAAGUUAGAUCUGUGUCUGUCAAGAAGAGAUGCUUAAAUGAGAACACUAGUAUACUAUUUAUGAAGGCCAUAUCUUUAACACCAAGCAUAUCUGCUGACUCUGUUGAUUUUCUCCUUGAUUCUUUUAACUCAAAGGUUAAAAGUGUAAUUGAUGAUAUUGCUCCUGUGAAAGUCAGGAAGAAUGGUAGACAAAAAGCACCUUGGAGAAACUCGACAGCAGUGCAAAAUAUGAAAAGACAAUGCAGAAAAGCAGAGCGCAUGUGGCGAAAGACAAAACUUGUAGUCCAUUACAACAUCUACAAAGACACCAUCCAUGCUUUCAACAUGGAAUUAGGCAAAGCUAGACAGAUUUUUUUCUCAAAUAUUAUAAACAGAAAUCUAAAUAAUACUCGCAUUCUUUUCGCUACCGUCGAUAGACUAACAAAUCCCCCAAGCCAGAUUCCCAGUGAAAUGCUCUCAGACAGCAAGUGCAGUGAGUUUGCAUUCUUUUUCUCUGAGAAAAUCAAUAAUAUCAGAAAGGUGAUCAGCACAUCCUCGAGUAGUGCUGGGGUCAGACAGAUCCAACCACAACCUGAGAAAGUGGUUACUAUGUCUGAUUUCGAAGAAAUUGAUUGCAAAGUUUUGGAAGAAACUGUUCAACACCUUAAAACAUCAACAUGUGCCCUUGACGCACUUCCCACAUCUUUU